This is a messenger RNA of Teleopsis dalmanni, 1848 nucleotides long. RefSeq names its product protein odr-4 homolog. Gene Ontology annotation, biological process: intracellular protein localization. The transcript is spliced from 5 exons. The record is from RefSeq and is a predicted model, not a curated record. Gene Ontology annotation, cellular component: endomembrane system. Bases 277 to 1635 code for a protein of 452 amino acids. Lineage: Eukaryota; Metazoa; Arthropoda; Insecta; Diptera; Diopsidae.
UCACAUUUUCUUAUCAUGCUCUUCUAUAAUCUUUGAUCUAACUACUAACUACGAAAUAAGUACUUUUUUUCUAGAUUUCAUUGGGCAACCCUCCUGCCACACGUAAACAAAUUCUGACAUUUUACAUUAAAAACAAAAAUUAUUUUUUAGACAUAUUGGCAGUGUACUUUGUUACUAGAAAGUUUUAAACGUUAAGGACUAUACUGAAUGUAUAUUUUAUUUUCAACAAUAUAUAAAUAACAUUUUCAUUUGAUUUAACACGAAAACGUUAACAUUAUGCCUAUUUUACUAUUGAGUAAAUCAGAUGAAAUUUAUUUGCAAAAAUGUGGCCAAGAUUUGGAUUUUGCUUUCGGUAUAGUUGCUGGCCAGCAUGCUGAGCCAGAAAAGUUCGUUGUCGUACACUUAGCCAAAAAUUGUGACGAAGAUGAAGUGGCAAUGCAAGAUGGUGGCACAGAACAAGAAUCACAAAACGCUCCAAAAUGCAUCGAUGACAUAGAUGUCUCAGUCUUGUCACAUCAGUGGACAAUGGCAGAAAAAAUGUUGCCAGGAUCGUUUCGAGUGUUAGGUGGAUUUGUAUCAACCAAAAGUGAAAUUAAUGAGAACCUUUUCAAGAGCGCAAAGAGAAUCCUAAACGAAAUUCAGAAUAUUUUAUUGAAAGCUCAGAAUUAUAUCAGCUUCGUAGAUGACGUCAACAAAAACCUGCUGUUUUUGGCUUACUCAACAACUACGAACAAGGCAAUGUGCAGAUUUUAUACUCACAGCAAUAAUGGCGGUACCCUUUCACCUAUGGACUGCCGCAUUGUAGAAAAACCAUUCGAAUGGUAUGAGUUUGAAACAAAUUAUGAUGUGGAGGGAAUAUACAAUAUAGUGGAUGUGGAUGCCACCACAAAAAUUAACAUUGAGGAUCAAUUUAAAAAACUCAUAGAGGAAACGAAAAACGAAUUGAGCAAAUCCACAAUAUUAUUUGACAACGAUUGUCUUUUAAGCGAGGAAUUGUUGGAAAAUUAUGUCAAGAAGAAAAAGGAAAAUGACAACAUAAGUUCAGUGAAGUGUUUUUAUCCAAAAAUUUAUGUAUUUAAUGAAAUCCCCAGCGUUAUGUUAAAUAUAAAAACUGAAUUUAAAGUAUUCGGCAGUAUCUCGUCACGUAUUUGGUGCAAUCCAAAAACAUCUAUAGGCGACGUGAAGCGCUUUAUUUGCGAAGAUAUAAUGCGUUCAUUGGCGGCACGCAUACAAGUUUACUGUGAUGGUCUGACAGAUCCAAACGUGAGUACAGACUCAGACUUUAUGGGAGAGCCGCCAAGACGCAUUUAUUUUAAAUUAACUACAACUACUAAUGACACACCUGUGCAAUUUUCGGAAUAUAUAUUUCGUGGUGAGGCACCGUUAGUUGCCGUUGCCCAAGCCAAACAGUAUCUGGACAUGGAAAUCAGUGAGGAAAAUAUUUGUAAAGAUUUGGAAAGGGUGGCUGAUGAAGAUCGUUUGAAUCAGAGCACUCCAGACUCAAGUUAUUCCAUAGCAAAUAACACAGAAAUUGAAAAAACAGAAACGAAACGCAGUGUAUACUUCUGGGCGUUUCUCAUAGCAUUCGGGGUACUUAUGCUGUCCGUUUUACUUGCUAUCUACCUAGGAAAGUAAGACCGAUUUAGGGAAUUAAAUGUGCAUUUCAAAUGAAGUGUAUGCAAAAACCUUUUGCGUCAUCAAAUAUAUAUUUUUACCGUUUUUACAAGAACAAAGAGCUGCAAAAUUUAUAUGAUGGACCAAAUGUUUGUUGCAUGCACAAAGCCCGAUAUUUAUUACUUAAUUUUUUUUAUUUUUAUUUUUUUGUAUGUAAAUGUUAAAAUUUUCUAG